CAAACGUAAACAUCCCUCCUGUGGGAUGUGGGAAACUUUGCGAGGGAAAAAGACUGAUCCGACUGUGCCAUUGAAAUUUCAUAAUUUUAUCCGUGGAAAAUCACAGCUUUUCACUCUUUUAUUUCACUAAAUUAUGCACAGACGUGAAAUCCAAUGGUCGGCUUUCCGCUGCUAACGUGGACAAGCAGAUUUUUGACGAGAAAUACAACCUGCUUGCCGAGUCUUUGGUGCUCUUCGCGGAGACUCGAGUCCACGAUGAGGAACAUUUUGCACGUUGCAGAAAAGAAUGACGCGGCCAAGAAUAUUUCGGCGAUCAUGUCGGGCCGAAAUGCACAACGGAGGGAAGGCAUUUCGAAGUUCAACAAAAUUUAUCAGUUCAACCAGGCCUUCCAGGGCCAGAAUUGCAACAUGAUCUUCACCUCGGUGUCAGGUCACCUGCUUGGCCACGAUUUUCCUUCCACCUACAGGGGCUGGAACUCGUGCAACCCUGUCGACCUUUUCUCAGCACCCGUCAUCAAGUCCUGCACAAAAGACAUGGAGAACAUAAAGAGGACUUUGGAGAGAGAAAUUCGCGCUUGCGACACUUUGGUGAUUUGGACUGAUUGCGAUCGAGAGGGAGAAAACAUUGGUUUUGAGAUCAUCGACGUCUGCCUUGCGGUGAAGCCGAACAUUCGUGUGUUGCGAGCAAAAUUUUCGCAGAUCACAAAUCAAGCCAUCAACAGGGCACUCAACAACCUUGUUGAGCCUGACAAGAGGGUCAGCGAUGCCGUGGAAGUGCGCAGUGAGCUCGAUUUGCGAAUUGGUGCGUCAUUCACCAGAUUCCAAACGCUGCGACUUCAAAAGUUAUUUCCCGGUAUCCUGAGCGAAGGACUGAUUAGUUACGGCAGCUGCCAAUUUCCCACCCUCGGAUUUGUUGUUGAGAGGUACAAAUCUAUUCAGGACUUCAUCUCCGAAAACUUUUGGAAAAUUGAAGUUACGCAUGAGAAGGAAGGAGUAUUAGCUCGAUUCAAUUGGGAGGAGGGUGAACUUUUUGAUGAAGAUGUUGCACGAAGUUUAUUCGAAGCGUGCCAGGAAAUCAACUUGGCGACUGUUGAGAACGUGGAAAGCAAGCCCAAGUCAAAGUGGAGACCUGCUCCUCUUGACACUGUGGAAUUAGAAAAAUUGUCAUCGAAGAAGCUCAGAAUUACUGCAGCAGAAACAAUGCGCAUCGCAGAAAAGCUUUACACCCAAGGCUUUAUUAGCUAUCCUCGCACAGAAACAAAUAUUUUCCCCAAGGAUCUGGCUCUUGCGCCUUUAGUUGAAAUGCAGGCACAGGAUCCUCAGUGGGGAGAUUUUGCACAACAAGUGCUGCAAGACGGGCCAAAUCCUAGACAGGGCAAAAAAUCCGACCAGGCUCACCCUCCUAUUCAUCCGACAAAAUACUCAAAUUCCUUGCAAGGUAACGAGAAAAAGGUUUACGAAUUGAUUGUGCGCCACUUUUUGGCAUGCGUGUCGAAAGACGCUAAAGGGCACGAAACAAAAGUGCACAUAACUAUCGGUGAAGAAAAGUUCAACGCAAAAGGACUGAUGGUUCUGGAAAAAAAUUACUUGGAAGUCUACAUUUAUGAAAGGUGGUCGGACAGUGAAAUUCCCAUUUACAAUGUAGGUGAACAAUUCGUGCCCACAACCUUGGAGCUCAGAGAAGGAGAAACGUCUGCUCCAAAUCUUCUAACUGAGCCAGAACUGAUCACUUUGAUGGAAAAGCAUGGCAUAGGCACCGAUGCCACUCACGCUGAACACAUCGAGACAAUCAAAAAGAGGAAUUAUGCAGCUCUGACCAACAACAACUUCUUCAUUCCCCAGCAGUUGGGAAUGGCACUGGUUGAGGGCUACGACAGCAUGGGCUUCCACAUGUCAAAGCCAUACUUAAGAGCAGAACUUGAAGCGGAUUUAAAAAAAAUCUGUGAGGGCCAGAAGAAUCCCCAGGAUGUUCUUCGUGACCAGAUAGCACGGUACAAGGAGGUCUUUGAGCAAGCGGUGGCUCAAGUAAACAAGCUUGAUUCGGCAGUUGAGCAGCAUCUUGGGGUUCGACGUGAGGCAAAUGCUGUUUUCGAUCUACCUGCUCCCAUUUCCAGUCAAAAGUUUGCCACUUGUCCAGGCUGUGGCCAAGACCUGAUUGUCAAGCAGAAGAGAGACGGUGACACAUUUUAUAUUAGCUGCUCGGCAUAUCCUGCUUGCAGAAAUUCUAUUUGGCUACCGUCGGCCGUACGGAACGUUCAAGUUACGGAUCAAACUUGUCAACAAUGUGGCCCAAGCACCAAAAUGCUUAAAUUUGACUUCAAAAGAGGGGAAAUGGACGUUUUUUACCCAACGCUUGAGUGCACAACUUGUGUAAUGGGCUGUGAUAGAACUUUCCUCGACAAUUUGGACAUACGAGGUUUCAGCAGAAGAGGCCCUGCCAGACCAAAUCAAAACGGAGGAGGAAAUAAUCCUCCUGACGAUGAUUUUGGCAACGGGCCCCCAGGACCUGGGUUUGGUCCUGGAGGUGGUGGGAACACGACAUUAAGCAUUUUUGGAAGCAGGAGCACGACCACCUCAACGCAAUCAGGCCAAAAUCAGCAGUCGAACAAGAAAAAAACAGACAGCAGCAAAAAUAAUGCUUGGACCAUUGGACCGAUGGGUGAUUUCGGGCCUGAUAUUUUCACGGAUGGAAAUUCUACUGUGACAUGCAGCUGCGCUAAUGCACCUCCAGCUGCACAAAGGACUGUCAGGAAAGAGGGUCCAAAUAAAGGUCGACAAUUUUGGGGCUGUGAUAAACCAAUGGGCCAAGGUUGUGGCUUUUUUAAGUGGGCUGAUGACCCUGCUUUAAAUGGUCAACAGCAGCCAAUGCCUCAUGCAAUCUGGGCGCCUCCACAAAGAACACAACCUCCACCACAAAGAACGCAACCUCCUCCGCCCCUGGUUCCACCAAUAAAUAAUGAUGACGAGGAUGUGUUUUGUAAUUGCAAUGCACCAGCAAUGAUGAGAAAUGUACGAAAAGAAGGUCCCAACAAAGGACGUCAAUUCUGGAGUUGUGGAGGGACAAACCGUUGUAAUUUCUUCCAAUGGGCAGAUGAGGAUGCGCCUCCUCAAAACUUUGGCCAACCAGCAUUUGGUGGUCAAAAUCAGACCAAUGGUAAUUUUAAUGAUUACCAAGGAAACACAAAUACUCGGCAGAACAAACGAGGGGGUGGAGGUAAAAGAAAGUGCAGUAUUUGCCAUCAAGAAGGCCAUACAAAGACAAGGUGUCCUAAUAGGAACUGAGAAAACCACAAUCUUUAAUUUCUUCUACUUCUGUCCUUCUACGAAGUCAUUCAAUUCCUAUUCAAAUAAAUAGUAGAGUUAUAUUUUGAUAACAAAAUGUUUGUAUUUUUUGUUCU
This is a messenger RNA of Neocloeon triangulifer, 3398 nucleotides long. RefSeq names its product DNA topoisomerase 3-alpha (gene Top3alpha). The transcript has 17 exons. The record is from RefSeq and is a predicted model, not a curated record. The coding region runs from base 154 to 3282 and encodes 1042 amino acids. Gene Ontology annotation, molecular function: DNA topoisomerase type I (single strand cut, ATP-independent) activity; DNA binding; zinc ion binding. Gene Ontology annotation, biological process: DNA topological change. Gene Ontology annotation, cellular component: chromosome; nucleus. Lineage: Eukaryota; Metazoa; Arthropoda; Insecta; Ephemeroptera; Baetidae.